This is a messenger RNA of Dryobates pubescens (Downy woodpecker), 765 nucleotides long. RefSeq names its product proline-rich protein 2-like. The record is from RefSeq and is a predicted model, not a curated record. The coding region runs from base 1 to 765 and encodes 254 amino acids. The transcript is spliced from 2 exons. NCBI's taxonomy places the organism in Eukaryota, Metazoa, Chordata, Aves, Piciformes, Picidae.
AUGGCACAACCGAAACGCAUCACACGGCGGCCGUCGCCCCUCGGUAACUCGGGGGUGCGAGAGCCGAACCCGGCGCACAACAGCGGCCGUCCAGGCUGGCAGCCCCGCCGGCAGCCUCUCCCCGUGCCCGGAGGCCCCGCCGCGGGGGCGCCUCCCGCCCGCCAGCCCUCCGGGCUCCCUCCGGCCCUCAGCGACGCGGGCUCGCCGGCAGCCCGCUCCCCUGAGCAGGCCCCGCCGAGACCGAGGCUCGCUGCGUGCCUAGGCCCUGCCGACCCCUGGGGACCCUCCGCGGUUCCCCCCCCCGCCGAGAGGCGACGCCAGCCACCUCCUCCCGCCCCGGCCCCGGCCCCCGCGCCCCGCCACGGGCGCCCCGCUCGGGGCGACGGCCGCGAGCGCUCUCGGGGCGCGGGGGGGCGCGGGGGGCGCGAGGCCGCCCGGAGCCCGGCACGUCACUCACCGCGCGACCGCCACGAGACCGCGGCUCCUCUGCUCCGCCGGUCCCGCCCCCUCUGCCGGUCCCGCCCCCUCUGCCGGUCCCACCCCCUCUGCCGGUCCCACCCCCUCUGCCGGUCCCGCCCCCUCUGCCGGUCCCGCCCCCUCUGCCGGUCCCGCCCCCCUCCCCGCGUGCCCCCCCAAGCCCCGCCCGCUCGCGGUUCCCCUUCCGCCUUCCCCCUCCCCGCGCCGCCGCCGUCCCGCCGCGGCCGCAAAGUGCGCCGGUGCCGGACAGAGCGUUUACGACAUCGCGGGGCGGCGGCGGGUCCCUGA